AUGUCGGGCUUGGAUCGCUCGACCUUUCUCUGCCUCGCUUGUUCCUCUUCGCUACCUCCUCGCAGGUCGAUGAACAAGGCUUUCGGGGGAAACAAUUUAGCCUCCGAUGACGUUUUCCUCACUCGUUGCUGCAAUAGACCAAUAUGCCCCACAUGUAUCAGCAGGAAUCCCCGUUUGGCGAGGUACAACCCAUGUCUCCACUGUUUGGGCGGAGUGGAUGCAGUCAGUGCGAGCAAGGCGAAACUUCAAACAGGAAGAGAUAAACAGGCCAUCCCUGUGAAUGUUGACGGUGCAAUACGAGAUGAGGACGUCUUCGUAUUGGAUGAUGAUGACCCAGACGAACUGGACGACUCUUGCAGUGCGGAGUCGGGCUCGCCAGCCCCUAGCAUGCCUCCCCCGGCCUAUACUGAUAGUGGUUCUGACUCAGCGGCAUCACCUCUUGAUGGAUCAAGUCAUGAUGGGGUAAAGGAGAACGUCGAAGCAGGGUCACAGGCAGUCGCCGCUCUGACACCAUCCAGCCCUCAUCGAUACUACCUGAAACCCAAUGACACGCUAGUCGGAAUCGCACUGCAUUUUCGUGUAGAUGGUCGAAUACUGUGCCGUCUGAACGGCCUCCCCCCUAGCACUCUCCGCACCACUCCACAUCUCCUACAUACCCGCACAUAUCUCAAUCUUCCCCCGUCAGCGAGUGGCAUAGAUAUUCACGACCCAUUGUCUGACAGCGCCGGUUCCGUGGAGGUCGCAGUCCGCGAGGCUCGGCGCGCCCGCGAGCGAGCGGAGAAGCGCUUCCAAGUCUUGACGAAGGAGGCAGACUGGCGUGUCGCAAGAGCGUACGUUGCCGUCGCAGACGUAGACGAUCCUGACGAGAGCGGCGAGCUCAAGUCAAAGUCCAAGUCGUUCGAGAGUACACUAGACAUGCCGAAACAGCGACGUGUUGGCGGAAGUGCGGAAGGACGCUUGGAAGAGCGUGCUAUAGACCGAUACCUAGACGAUGAGGAAUGGGAGGAGAGAGAAAGGAGGGAAGGGCGGGGAAUCUCGAUACCGUCCUUUCCGUACUUUCGCGAUGCGUCUAGCUCGAGUCGUAUUGGCGACUCGUCUGAAAAACGCUGGUGGAGAUGGCAACAGUGA
Laetiporus sulphureus 93-53 is the source of this 1128-nucleotide messenger RNA. RefSeq lists its product as uncharacterized. Bases 1 to 1128 code for a protein of 375 amino acids. NCBI's taxonomy places the organism in Eukaryota, Fungi, Basidiomycota, Agaricomycetes, Polyporales, Laetiporaceae. The record is from RefSeq and is a predicted model, not a curated record. The transcript has 2 exons.